ACAUGGAACCAUUUAUCGAAAAACGUGUUCCCGGAAGUGAUCAUGUAAACCAACAUGACAGCUGUGUGGCAACAAGCGCUUGCUUUAGAUGCCAAAUUUAAUGCAUACAGAACACCGAGCAAUCCCCAGUUUAAAACUCUCUACAUCAGACGGAAAAGCCAGCUUCUUCGUGAGAGUGCGAAGUCAGGGAGAGACCCAGCCGUGAGGAAAGAGUUCCUUCCAAUCCGUGCUCAAUUUUUGACAGCCAAAUAUGGAAGCCCCGCAUUCUCUGAUCAAGGGAGUAUUAGAAGCAGAUCAUUUAGUAUGAGAAGCGUUGGCAGGAAUACAUUAGAGAAUUUUGAUAACCUGACCAUUUCUGAUGGGAAGAAACAUCACCGGAGACAAUUCAGCAGUGGCUCCAUGAAGCUGUCUUUUGAUGGACCAAUGAAAAGAGUGUUUGACAGUAUCGAACUUGUCCCAACAAAGGAGGCAGAUGCUAGCAGGGCAAUGGCAGGUGGAAAAACUAUUUCAGAAAACUAUGCUUUUGCUGGAAUGCACCACAUCUUUGAUCAACACACAGCUGCUGUGAGCAGUGUGAAGUUUGCCAACGAUGACAGAUCCCGCGUAGCCUGUUCGUCACUGGAUGGCUCACUGUCUAUCUGUCAGGUGAUUCCCCCGCCUGCUACUGUCAUCUGUAUGCUGAGGGGACACAAGGCAGGGGUCAAAGACUUUGUGUGGUCAUUAUCCAAUGAUAUAAUUUUAAGUGUGUCAAUAGAUGGCACUGCUAAGUUGUGGGAUGUGGCAGCAGGAAGUUGCAUCAGAACCAUCGAGGAUGAACAAGGGGGAGAACUCCUUUGUUGUGCUUUCCAACCUCUCAACAACAACAUGUUUGUUACUGGGAACAGUAAACACAUGGUACAAGUAAUCAACGUUUCAACAGGAAAGGGAGUUAAGGGUGGAAGCAGCAAAAUAACUGGAAGAGUUAUGGCCCUUGCUUUUGACCCAACAGGACGAGUUUUAUGGGCAGGGGAUGACAGAGGAGCUAUAUUUUCAUUCACAAUAGAUGUAGCUACUGGAAAGUUAACCAAGACUAGGAGAAUAACUGUAUCAGAAGGUCACUCGAUCACCAGCAUUGCAGCUCGUGCCUGGAUUAGCAGGGAAGCUAGAGAUCCCUCUCUUCUAGUGAACACAUGCAUCAAUGCCAUGUGUCUUUUCAGAAUAGUCACAGAUGAUGGUGGACUGCAAUUAAAGAAAACUUUUCCAGUGAAACAGAAAAAGUCUCAUAUCAGGAGUACGUUUUGCCCCCUCAUGUCUUUCCGGCAGGGGGCGUGUGUCAUAUCUGGAAGUGAGGACAUGUGUGUAUACUUCUUUGACAUUGGAAAGGACAGCAAGCCAUGUGUGAAUAAACUACUGGGUCAUUCCGCUCCAGUGCUUGACGUGUGCUUCAACUGUGAUGAGAGUUUGUUAGCCUCUUGUGAUGAACAAGGUCUAGUCAUCAUUUGGAAAAGGGAGGGAAAACAAGGGGCUCUUUAGCACUCCAUGUCAAACAACUGACAGAAGAAAAAACUUGUAAUGAAUACAUAUCAUUUACUGGGAGUACAUUCCCUGUUACUUUGUAUUUUAGAGAACUUGUCUGAAAGUCAUAGCUUUUGCUGUGUCUUGGAAUUUAUGAUUUUUUUCAUUUAGAAUCAGUAAUGCAGUUCUUGAUAGUUGUAAAAUGAGUAAAAUUAUCCUCAUUGUCUUUACACAAAACCAGAAACUCAAGUUAUUGUUACAAUUUUUUGUAACACAAGGUAAUUAAUUUUUACCUCUUUUGUAACACAAGGUAAUUUUUACGUCUUUUGUAACAAGUGGUAAUUUUGGUUUCGCUGACUAUACUAAUUUUCCCAUGCUUCCACUGAUAAUGUAUAUAAAACCUAGACAUUUAUUCCUUAAGUAAAAGUGUUAAAAAAUUAGUGUCAUUUUUUGUCAUAGAAAAAUUGAAAUGCUUAAUUUGAUAGUGAUGUACAGAUGGUGGACUAUUCCAAACAUACAUGUACAUAGGUAAUUAUCUAAAUACACAAAACAAAUGUCUUUGGUUGCAUAAGUAAUGUUGCAUAUCAAUGCUCUUUUUUCUUGUUAUUUAUUUAUUUUGUCUACAUACAUCAUUAUAUACAUGUUUUAUACUUUGAUACUGAGAGAGAGAGAGAGAGAGAGAGAGAGAGAGAUUUUAUUUAAUAAAAAGAGUGCAAUAUGUGCAAGUUUUUAUUUUUGUCUUUAGAAGUAUUUGUAUAUGAUAUGAUAAUUUGUUAAUAUAGUCAGACUACAUUAUUAAAUAUUUCUGUUUUUGUC
Molecule: messenger RNA, 2310 nt
Organism: Ostrea edulis (European flat oyster)
Lineage: Eukaryota; Metazoa; Mollusca; Bivalvia; Ostreida; Ostreidae
Product: WD repeat-containing protein 13-like
Exons: 13
Coding region: 55-1512 (485 amino acids)
Cellular component (GO): nucleus
Molecular function (GO): protein binding; promoter-specific chromatin binding
Source: RefSeq, a predicted model, not a curated record